Chroicocephalus ridibundus (black-headed gull) is the source of this 939-nucleotide messenger RNA. RefSeq names its product olfactory receptor 14A16-like. The transcript has a single exon. Gene Ontology annotation, cellular component: membrane. Bases 1 to 939 code for a protein of 312 amino acids. NCBI's taxonomy places the organism in Eukaryota, Metazoa, Chordata, Aves, Charadriiformes, Laridae. Gene Ontology annotation, biological process: G protein-coupled receptor signaling pathway. Gene Ontology annotation, molecular function: olfactory receptor activity; G protein-coupled receptor activity; odorant binding. The record is from RefSeq and is a predicted model, not a curated record.
AUGUCCAACGGCAGCUCCAUCACCCACUUCCUCCUCCUGGCAUUCGCAGACACGCGGGAGCUGCAGCUCUUGCACUUCUGGCUCUUCCUGGGCAUCUACCUGGCUGCCCUCCUGGGCAAUGGCCUCAUCAUCACUGCCGUAGCCUGUGACCACCGCCUCCACACCCCCAUGUACUUCUUCCUCCUCAACCACGCCCUCCUGGACCUGGGCUGCAUCUCCACCAUUCUGCCCAAAGCCAUGGCCAACUCCCUCUGGCACACCAGGGCCAGCUCCUUCUCGGGAUGUGUUUCCCAGGUCUUUUUCUUUGCCUUCUUGAUGUCAGCAGAGUUUUAUCUUCUGACAGUCAUGGCCUACGACCGGUAUGUUGCCAUCUGCAAACCCCUGCACUAUGGGUCCCUCCUGGGCAGCAGAGCUUGUGUCCACAUGGCAGCAGCUGCCUGGGGCAGUGGCUUACUCCAUGCUCUCCUGCACACUGCCAAUACAUUUUCAAUACCUCUCUGCCAAGGCAAUGGCCUAGACCAGUUCUUCUGUGAAAUCCCCCAGAUCCUCAAGCUCUCCUGCUCACAAUCAGACUACCUCGGGGAAGUUGGGCUUAUUGUGUUUGGUGCCUUUUUUUCUUUUGCGUGUUUUGUUUUCAUUGUGGUGUCCUACGUGCAGAUCUUCAGGGCCAUGCUGAGUAUCCCCUCUGGGGAGGGACGGCACAAAGCCUUUUCCACGUGCCUCCCUCACCUGGCCGUGGUCUCUCUCUUUAUCAAUUUUGGCAUGUUUGCCUACCUGAAGCCCACCUCCAUCUCCUCCACAGAUCUAGACUUAGUGGUGUCAAUUCUGUACUCGGUGUUGCCUCCAGCAGUGAAACCCCUCAUCUACAGCAUGAGGAAGCAGGAGCUCAGGGAUGCCCUGACUAAACUGUUGCAAUAUACUCUAUUUCACCCUCAAUGA